AGAAGGUUCAAUGGGAUACUAGUGGAAGGAGUGGCUCAUAAUCAAACUUCGAAUCCGCAAAACGUAAAUAGUAGGUCAAGCUCAGUUACUGAUAAGACGGACAAGGAAAUAAACAGUUUUUAAUCUGACGGUGGUGCGUCUGUUUUGUAUUAGAGUAAACAAUGGAUACGUAAAUGAGAGAAAGGUGUAAUCAGAAUCUCAUCAACAGGCGAUUAAUAAUAUUAAAAUGUGAUGUUUUUCACUUAUAAGUCAAGGACAGAUUGACUGAACGAAAGGGUAACGUUCUGAUUGCCUUGUCGACCAAUGUUAAUGCUGCAUUUUCAGUCAGUAUAAGCUCUAUGGUUACCUUCCACCUACUAUCCGAUGCAUCUUAAUCUUAUCACAAUCCUUCCACGUUCGCGGCGUCCGUCGUCUUAGAUUUUUGUGCCAUGUUUGGCGAUAAACAAGUUUUCAUCAAAGCACCGGUGCAGUAUAAGCGUAAUCGAAAGCACACACAAAGAACGCAAUGAUGAUGGAUUUAAAGAAGAACUUGGAAAACCAGGAAGGCAACCGCGUGUGGUAGAGGAGUCGACGGCGACGUUCACUUCAGUUUAGCUGAGCAGCUCGACGGGUCCGGACGCGACAAGUGAUUUUAUCGGGGAAAAGUUAGUGUACGCGAAGAAAGCCGUCUUUGCUGAGUCAAACCGAUUGGAGACAAAACAAAGAAAAAGUGUGAACUCAAGGGUUUAAUUGUGAUUUGCAUCUUGUGAAGGGUACAUUGUAGAGAAGUGUUUAAAAACUUGGAAAAGUAAGCAUCUUAGACGUUUAGGUCCCGUUAGGCGUUACGUCUAGCCAAAACUCCAAGCACGCUUGAAUGUUUGGAAGCGUACGCGUACGGUUAAUUCAACGAGCAGCGCAUAUCAGCAGAUGACGCAGUGGGAGAAACUACGCCUGCCACUAGUGGUGGCAGGAUUGUUUGUUUGCUCAAACCUGUUGAUCUCGGGCGUCUCGACGUAUCGGGUUGGAGUGGGGCGAGCCGACUGCACUGGACCCCCAGUCGAGAUUGGAUUUAUGGGCUACGCGGAGUUUUCUCAGCGUGGUCAUGGUAUCCAUUUGCGACAGUUUUCCAGAGCUUUCAUUUUCGAGGAUGAGCUGGGGGAGAGGAUUGUGUUCGUCAGCGCAGAUGCCGGCAUGAUGGGUCACGCCGUAAAACGAGAUGUGAUAGAUUUGCUGCAGAAAAAGUAUGGAGAUCUGUAUCGCUUUGAAAACGUAGUACUUAGUGGAACGCACAGCCAUAGUGUUCCAUCGGGAUUUCUGAUGUCGUUCCUGUACGACAUUGCCUCAUUGGGGUUCGUGCCUCAGAACUUCAAUGCUCUCGUCGAAGGAAUCACGCUUAGUAUUGUAAGAGCACAUGAAAACAUGCAAGAAGGAAGGGUUUACGUAGCGGAAACGGAGGUUGCCGAUGCCAACAUCAACCGCAGUCCCAGCGCCUAUGAAAACAAUCCUAAAGAAGAACGAAUGCUCUAUAAAGAUUACACUGAUAAGAAGCUGGUACAACUCAAGCUAACCAAUAACGAGGGAAAGCCUUUGGGCGCAAUCAAUUGGUUCGCCGUUCAUCCAACAUCGAUGAAUAAAACAAACUGUUUCUUGUCCAGUGACAAUGUUGGAUACGCGUCGAUUCUUCUGGAGCAAGAGAUGAACCCGGACAGUCUGCCGGGGCAAGGAGACUUCGUGGGAGCAAUGGCAGCGUCCAAUUUGGGUGACGUUUCGCCCAAUGUUAUGGGACCGAAGUGUGAAAAAACAGGUCUUCCGUGCGAUCUACUAACAUCUUCCUGUCCCAGUGGGACAGGAGCAUGCAUAGCUUCCGGGCCCGGCAGAGAUAUGUUCGACAGUACCAGACUGAUUGCGAAACGGAUUUUCAACGCGGCAUCGAAACUUCUUCGCUCGAAGAAAUCCCGUGAGAUUCGCGGACCGAUAGCGUUCGCUCACAAGUUCAUCGACAUGACCACGGCAACCGUACCGUACUACAACCGCACAAACGAACGCAGCGAAGAAGUGCACGGAUGCUAUCCUGCGAUGGGAUACAGUUUUGCCGCUGGAACCACCGACGGUCCGGGUGCAUUCGAUUUCCGGCAGGCAAUGCUCACCGACACCACCUUCUGGAAUACGGCUCGGGAUUUGAUUGCGGUACCCACAGCGGAAGAUAAGACUUGCCAUGCGCCGAAGCCCAUCUUGGUGGCUAGCGGUCGUACGACAUUUUCGUAUGAAACGCAACCGAAGAUUGUCCCAAUGCAGAUUUUGUUGUUGGGAGACUUCGCCAUAGCGGCUGUUCCGGCUGAAUUCACAACCAUGUCCGGAAGACGUUUAAGAAAGACCAUCGAGGAAGCUUCUCUGGAAGCUGGUGGGAAGAAGGUUAAAGUUGUGGUAGCAGGACUAUCGAAUAUGUAUACAAGCUACGUUGCAACUCCGGAAGAGUACGCCAUUCAGCGAUACGAAGGAGCAUCUACAUUAUACGGGCCACAUACUCUUACAAUCUAUUUGCAUCAUUUCAACGCACUUAUGAAAGCAAUAAUCAACGGAGAAUCCGUUGAGGAAGGACCUUCUCCGCCGUUUGAAGACUACAAACAGAUUACGCUCUCUACAGGGGUAGUAUACGAUGGGCAUCCGUUCCGAAUGUACUUUGGAGAUGUGCAAGAACAGCCCAACGAGAGCUACACGCGAGGGGAAACGGUGCGAGCGUCGUUUGUGGCAGGAAAUCCUCGAAACAAUUUAAUGCACGAAAAGACGUAUUUCACGGUCGAGAAGCAGAUAGGAGAGGAUCAGUGGAAAGUGAUAGCUACGGACGCCAGUUGGGAGACCAAGUUCAAAUGGAUCCGAAAGUCCACAUUGUUUGCCUAUAGUGAUAUCGAAUUUGAAUGGGAUACGGGAUUAGACACAGACGAAGGGAUUUAUAGAAUACAACAUUUUGGAUACUGGAGAUAUAUUCUGGGCGGAACUUAUGCGUAUAAUGGUACUACUAGGAAUUUUAGCAUUUCAUAGAUAGGAUAGGAGCUACAAAAAAUGUAUCGAAAUUGUGAUAAUACUUCAGAAACAAGGACUAGUCAAAUUAAUAGGAA
Molecule: messenger RNA, 3095 nt
Organism: Aedes aegypti (yellow fever mosquito)
Lineage: Eukaryota; Metazoa; Arthropoda; Insecta; Diptera; Culicidae
Product: neutral ceramidase
Exons: 4
Coding region: 907-3018 (703 amino acids)
Biological process (GO): sphingosine biosynthetic process; ceramide catabolic process; long-chain fatty acid biosynthetic process
Cellular component (GO): extracellular region
Molecular function (GO): N-acylsphingosine amidohydrolase activity
Source: RefSeq, a predicted model, not a curated record